AUAAUCGCAUAAUAUGGUCAAAACCAAAAAGAUAAUCCAAAAAAAAAAAUUUGAAGUGAUUGGGGGAAUUGCAGAGUAGAAAGAAGCAAAGAAGAAGAAGAAGAAGAUGGUGAUGAGAGUGAGAUAGAUAAGAGCUCAAGAGUGAAGAGCUUCAAGUGUUUGUCUAACCCUAACAAUAAUCUAAAGUCCUCUUCCUCUUUCUCCAUGCGCACUUCCACCCACACUCUCUCACUCUCCCUCUCCCUCUCCCUCUCACAUCUCCGCCACUCCCCCUGCCGCAUCUCCCUUCCGCCGCCGUUACUUUCCCGCCGUCCCCGCCAAUUUCCCCGCCUCUCCGCUUCCUCCGGCACUUCCGCCGCCUCCGUACAACAACAAGAAGAAGAGUAUGAAUCGCUGCUGCCGGAAAUCGAGGCGUUCGAAUUCGAGAGAAGCGCGGGGGCGGCGGAAGAUAUGAGGAAGGUGUCAAGCGCGGCGGAGGUGGAGGUGAAGGAGCUGAAUGAGCUGCCGGAGGAGUGGCGAAGGGCGAGGCUGGCGUGGCUGUGCAAGGACCUUCCGGCGCACAAGUCGACGGCUGUGAAGAUACUGAAUGGGCAGAGGAAAUGGAUGAGGCAGGAAGAUGCCACGUAUCUCGCCGUCCAUUGCAUGCGCAUUCGCGAGAAUGAAACUGCUUUUAGGGUAUACAAGUGGAUGAUGCAACAGAGUUGGUACCGAUUUGAUUUUGCUCUUGCCACUAAGCUAGCUGAUUUUCUUGGUAGAGACCGAAAGUUUUCAAAGUGCCGCGAGGUAUUUGAUGAUAUUAUCAAUCAAGGUCGUGUUCCUAGUGAGUCAACUUUCCAUAUAUUAGUUGUUGCUUAUCUUAGUGCUCCUGUUCAAGGUUGUUUGGAUGAAGCAUGCAGCAUUUACAAUCGUAUGAUUCAGUUGGGUGGUUACCAGCCUCGUCUCAGCUUGCAUAAUUCCCUCUUCAAAGCUCUUGUCAGCAAACCCGGGAUGCUUUCGAAACAUUACCUUAGGCAAGCUGAGUUUGUAUAUCAUCAUUUGGUUACAAGCGGUUUUCAAGUGCAUAAAGAUAUUUAUGGUGGCUUAAUUUGGCUGCAUAGUUAUCAGGAUUCUGUAGAUAAAGAAAGGAUAGACGAAAUAAGGGAAGAGAUGGUACGUGCCGGAAUUGAGCAGGGAGGGGAGGUGCUAAUAUCCAUCUUGAGGGUUUGUGCAAAGGUGGGGGAUGCGGAGGAAGCUGAGAAGACUUGGUCCAAACUUCUUCAGCUUGAGAUUGAUCCCCCGCCUCAUGCGUUUGUGUAUAAAAUGGAAGUCUACUCGAAGGUUGGUAUGCCUAAGAAGUCUUUGGAGAUAUUUAAAGAGAUGCAGGAGAAACUAGAGACAACAAGUGCUGCAGCAUAUAACAAAAUAAUAGAGAUACUAUGCAAAGCACAAGAAUUGGAAUCUGCGGAAUCCAUUAUGACAGAAUUUUUGAAUAGUGGUUUGAAGCCACUGACACCAUCUUAUAUUAGUUUACUAAACAUGUACUACAAUUUGGAAUUACAUGAUAAACUCGAAGAGGCAUUCUUCCAGUGCCAGGAGAAAUGUCGUCAUAGCUGUACUGUAUACAGUAUAUAUUUGGAUUCAUUGGUGAAGGUUGGUAAUCUUGAAAAGGCUGAGAAUAUAUUUAACCAAAUGAAUCGCGAUGGAUCUGUUGGUGUUAAUGGCCGAUCAUGCAACAUUAUCUUGAGUGGAUACCUGUCCUCUGGAAAUCACUUGAAGGCUGCAAAGAUCUAUGACUUCAUGUGCCUAAAAAAGUACGAUAUUGAAGCUCCCUUGAUGGAAAAGCUUGACCAUCUCUUGAGCUUGAAUAGGAAAGUUGUUAAAAGACCAAUGAGCCUGAAGCUAACCAAAGAGCAGAGGGAAAUAUUAAUUGGGUUGCUUUUGGGUGGUUUGCAGAUUGAUUCUGAUGACCAAAGGAAGAAUCACAUUAUCCGUUUCGAUUUUAAGGUUAAUUCUAGCUACCAUUAUGUCCUGAAGAGUCAUAUACAUCGCCAGUUCUAUGAGUGGCUGCAUCCUUCUUUUAAGCUGAGUGGUGACAUUGACAAUGAGAAGAUACCAAACAAGUUUUGUACCAUUGGAAGCUCUCAUUUUGGUUUCUAUGCAGAACAGUUUUGGUCAAAGGGUCAGCCAACAAUUCCAACACUUGUCCAUAGGUGGUUGUCACCAUGUGUUCUUGCAUACUGGUACAUGUAUGGAGGCUGUCGAAAUUCGUCAGGGGAUAUCCUGCUGAAGAUAAAGGGAAGGCGCGAGGGGGUUGAGAACAUUGUCAGAAAGUUCAAAGCCAUGUCCUUGGACUGUAAGGUAAAGAGGAAAGGGAGGGUAUUUUGGAUUGGUUUUCUGGGAAGCAAUUCAUCUUCCUUCUGGAAAUUGGUUGAACCUUAUGUUUUAGAAGAUGUAAGGGUGUUUCCUGAAGCAGGUGACCACACAUUGGAGGGGGGUUCAAUGGAAAAUGAGAACAUUAAUUUCAAUAGUGAUUCUGACUGAUGAACAUACACCACAUUCAUGAAUCAUGAUCGGAUUUGGAGCUGCUUUUAUUCUUCUCACUGACACUGAAGUGGCUGCUAUGUUGCAAACUUCUGAAAUACCCCUUUUGUAUAUUCUUAAUCCCCAAUUGCAUAGAGAAAUGGACUUUCAUUGUAUUAGUUAUAAAAAUAAAUUGAACUAUUAUUGUUAUUCUA
Arachis stenosperma is the source of this 2714-nucleotide messenger RNA. RefSeq names its product pentatricopeptide repeat-containing protein At2g15820, chloroplastic. Lineage: Eukaryota; Viridiplantae; Streptophyta; Magnoliopsida; Fabales; Fabaceae. The record is from RefSeq and is a predicted model, not a curated record. Gene Ontology annotation, biological process: Group II intron splicing; photosystem I assembly; mRNA cis splicing, via spliceosome. The transcript has 2 exons. Bases 205 to 2520 code for a protein of 771 amino acids. Gene Ontology annotation, molecular function: protein binding; endonuclease activity.